GCGCCUUUAAAUCAGCCGUUAUCGUUAUCGAAAAAUAUGUAUCGUUCGGUAAACAAAUAAAAUGCUUAAAAUACCAUGCAAAGAAAACAAGGAAAAGCAUGCUAUAUUGCUAAACCAUGGACAAUUAAUUAAUAAAGCAUAUAGUGUGUCUGAUAAGCAGACUUACGAGCUAAGAGCUGAACUAUUUGAAUUUCAACCAAAGCCAAUAAUAACAACAACAACAAGGAAACGCAAACGCAAGCAUGUGGAGCUAAAUAAGAAUGAAAAUGUUGCGGAAACGGAGAACAUUGCAAAUUACUUGGAGCAAUUGCCUGAGCCAACUACACGUAAAACAACAACAACUUUGGAUCGUUGCUGGGAAGCAGCGUAUGAGCUGCCACAGUUGCAUGGCGCCAACUUGAGCAGCAGCUGGCAGGAGUUCCGAACCUGCAACCAAAACUUUAUUAUACCCACUGCAGCACGUUUCUAUAAUCACAAUGUGGAGCAAAUGGGUGCACUGUUGCCACAGCUACUGCCCUGCUAUGAUUUAAUUGUGCUAGAUCCACCUUGGCGCAACAAGUAUAUACGGCGUUUAAAACGCGCUAGGCAACAGCUGGGCUACGCCAUGUUAGACAAUGAGCAGUUAGCUUUAUUACCACUGGCACAGCUAAUACAUAAACACACUUUGGUGGCCAUUUGGUGCACCAACUGCAGCGGUCAUCAGCAGACACUGGAAGCAAAGCUGUUGCCAAGUUGGGGGCUACGUUUGCUGCAUAAACUACGCUGGUAUAAGCUCAAUACGCAACAUGAGCUCAUCAGCCAGCUAAACGAAGUGGAUGUGACCCAAAAGCAACCUUAUGAGACGCUCUAUUUAGCCUGCCAUAAGGAAAGCGAAUUGAGCUAUUGCGCUGAGCUUAGACAGACGCAGCUGCUGCUCAGCGUGCCCAGCAUUAUACAUUCACAUAAGCCGCCCUUGCUGUGCUGGCUGCGAGAGCAUUUAAAGCUGGCCGAGCAGCAACUGGAACCUAAUUGCUUGGAGUUAUUUGCGCGCUAUUUGCAGCCACAAUUUACAUCCAUAGGCUUGGAGGUCUUAAAGUUAAUGGAUGAGCGCUUGUACAAUAAAGUGUAAAUAAUUAAAUUAAGUAAAGAGCAGCAAAGUGCUGG
Messenger RNA from Drosophila busckii, 1143 nucleotides. RefSeq names its product N(6)-adenine-specific DNA methyltransferase METTL4 (gene Mettl4). Gene Ontology annotation, molecular function: nucleic acid binding; methyltransferase activity. Bases 62 to 1108 code for a protein of 348 amino acids. The record is from RefSeq and is a predicted model, not a curated record. NCBI's taxonomy places the organism in Eukaryota, Metazoa, Arthropoda, Insecta, Diptera, Drosophilidae. Gene Ontology annotation, cellular component: RNA N6-methyladenosine methyltransferase complex; nucleus. The transcript has a single exon.